Aspergillus clavatus NRRL 1 is the source of this 1098-nucleotide messenger RNA. RefSeq names its product 3-isopropylmalate dehydrogenase LEU2 (gene leu2A). The record is from RefSeq and is a predicted model, not a curated record. Gene Ontology annotation, cellular component: cytosol. Gene Ontology annotation, molecular function: magnesium ion binding; NAD binding; 3-isopropylmalate dehydrogenase activity. The transcript is spliced from 6 exons. The coding region runs from base 1 to 1098 and encodes 365 amino acids. Gene Ontology annotation, biological process: L-leucine biosynthetic process. NCBI's taxonomy places the organism in Eukaryota, Fungi, Ascomycota, Eurotiomycetes, Eurotiales, Aspergillaceae.
AUGCCGUCAUAUAACAUUGUCGUUUUCGGUGGUGACCACUGCGGUCCAGAGGUGACCGCUGAGGCAAUCAAGGUCCUCCGUGUGGUUGAGAAGUGCCGUGACGAUGUCAGCUUCAACCUGCAGGAUCACCUGCUCGGCGGUGCGUCCAUUGAUGCGACCGGAUCUCCCCUGACCGACGAGGCGUUGAACGCUGCGAAGAGCGCCGAUGCCGUCCUCCUCGGUGCCAUUGGUGGACCGAAAUGGGGAACCGGUGCCGUCCGCCCAGAACAGGGUAUUCUCAAGCUGCGCAAGGAGAUGGGCACAUUCGGCAACCUGCGGCCGUGCAACUUCGCCGCCCCCUCGCUGGUCGACAGCUCCCCUCUCCGCCCCGAAGUCUGCCGCGGCGUCGACUUCAACAUCAUCCGCGAACUGACCGGCGGUAUCUACUUCGGCGAGCGCAAGGAGGAUGACGGCAGCGGCUAUGCCAUGGACACGGAGCCGUACUCGCGCGCAGAGAUCGAGCGCAUCACCCGUCUCGCGGGCCAUCUGGCUCUGCAGCACAACCCCCCUCUCCCCGUGUGGAGUUUGGACAAGGCCAACGUCCUGGCCACCAGCCGUCUGUGGCGGAAGACCGUGACGGAGGUCAUGGAGAAGGAGUUCCCGCAGCUGCAGAUCGGACACCAGCUUAUCGACUCUGCUGCCAUGAUCAUGGUCAAGGAGCCCCGGAAGCUGAACGGUAUCAUUGUCACCAGCAACCUGUUCGGUGAUAUCAUCAGUGACGAGGCGAGUGUCAUCCCCGGUUCGCUUGGUCUGUUGCCCAGUGCCAGCUUGAGCGGUAUCCCCGACGGAAAGUCCAGAGUCAACGGUAUUUAUGAGCCUAUUCACGGAUCUGCCCCCGACAUUGCCGGCAAGGGCAUCGUCAACCCCAUCGCCGCCAUCCUCUCCGUCGCCAUGAUGAUGCAGUACUCCCUGAACCGUUUCGACGACGCCAAGAUCAUCGAGACCGCCGUCCGCAAUGUGAUCGAGGCCGGUGUCCGGACCGCCGACAUUGGCGGCAAGGCGACGACCAGCGAGGUGGGCGAUGCUGUUGCCGCUGAGCUGGAGAAGUUGUUGAAGUAG